Messenger RNA from Porites evermanni, 602 nucleotides. NCBI's taxonomy places the organism in Eukaryota, Metazoa, Cnidaria, Anthozoa, Scleractinia, Poritidae. The record is from the annotation of a GenBank genome assembly.
AUGUUAAAGCAACUUGAUUGGAUUGUUGAAAUGAUAAAGACAAAUGGCAAGGAAACUCCCAAAACCAUUGUGUUCUGUGACACCAUGUACUCCAUUGCAAGUGUUUCAACUACCUGAUAAUGUCACUUGGAGAAAAAGCUUUCCGUCCAAGCUCAUCAUGGCAACCAAAAAAUUGUUUGAUUGCCAUAUUUCAGUCAGUUUCUCAUAAAGAGUACAAAGACAGGUUAUUAAAUUCAUUUAAAAACAAUGGACUAAAGCGUAUUGCCAAUGCUACUACGGCCCUCAGUAUGGGACUAAACUUUCCUGAUGUUUGCUAUGUUAUAAUGUAUGGUCCUGCGAGAAGCCUUCUUGAUUUUCAUAAAGAAGCAGGUAGGGCUGGAAGAGAUGGCCUGUCUUUAGACAUUCUAUUAUAUUUCUAUGGUCAGAAGUUGGCACACUGCGAGGAAGAUGUGCGUGACAUUUUGAAAAUAAGUGGUUGCUACCGUAUAGCAAGCUACAAGACAUUUGAUCCAGAGAUUGCAAGUUUGUCUCCAUCUUAUGACUGCUGUUUCCUAUGUUUGCAGUGGUUCAAAUGGUUGUACCGAAUCAGUCAAGCCAUUUGA